This is a messenger RNA of Drosophila sulfurigaster albostrigata, 345 nucleotides long. RefSeq lists its product as uncharacterized. Bases 1 to 345 code for a protein of 114 amino acids. The transcript is spliced from 3 exons. The record is from RefSeq and is a predicted model, not a curated record. Lineage: Eukaryota; Metazoa; Arthropoda; Insecta; Diptera; Drosophilidae.
AUGGUAUUUAAAACGAAAAAUAUUGUUUGUACUGGAAACCCCAAGUACGUAGAUAAUGUGACCUGUUCUGUGAAGGCACGAAAUUGGAAUAAUGCAGUUGCUUACAUGGAUUGUGAUUUAGUUUUGCCCCUUCAGAAUACUACGUUUCACCUCGAAUUCUUCAAGAAGGGAUAUAAUAAUCGAUACCAUCCGUUUCUGGUCAAUGUUAUGAUCAAAAUGUGCGACGUUAUGACCAAUCGAAAUUUUCUACCUUACGGCACAAUAGCGAAGAAGAUAUUUAAGGAGUAUACAAAUGUCAAUCAUAGUUGUCCUUUUACGGCUUUUGGCACCUACUACAAGUGGUAA